AUGCUGCUGCUUGUUCUGUUGGCCUUUUCCAUAUCGAGUUCAUUUUCUGACUCGGAUUCUGAACUCUCUGCUGAGACCUGCAGCGCUUGCUCUUGCAUGUCCAUCGAAAACGUCCUCUAUGUGAAUUGCGAAAAAAUAUCUGUGUACAGACCUACCCAGCUGCUACCCCCUGAGUCCAGCCUGUACCAUUUGAAUUUCCAGAACAACCUUUUAUACAUUCUUUACCCCAACUCUUUUAUAAAUUUCACACACGCAGUCUCUCUACAGCUGGGGAACAACAAACUGCAGAACAUUGAGGGAGGGGCCUUUGUGGGGCUCAGUGCAUUAAAACAGUUGCACUUAAACAACAAUGAAUUAAAAGAGCUCCGUGCUGACACUUUCCGCGGGAUUGAGAACUUGGAAUACCUCCAGGCUGACUACAAUUUAAUCAGGUUUAUUGAGAAGGGAGCCUUCAACAAAUUACAUAAGUUAAAGGUUCUAAUCCUGAAUGACAAUCUUGUACAGAGCCUUCCUGAGAAUAUUUUUCGCUUUGCUUCCCUUACUCACUUGGAUAUACGAGGGAACAGGAUACAGAAGCUCCCAUACAUUGGAGUUUUGGAGCAUAUUGGGAGGAUAGUGGAAUUGCAGCUAGAUGACAACCCAUGGAAUUGCACUUGUGAUUUGUUACCUUUGAAAGCCUGGUUGGAGAACAUGCCCUAUAAUAUUUUUAUUGGGGAGGCUAUAUGUGAAACCCCUAGUGACCUGUAUGGCCGACUCUUGAAGGAAACCAACAAACAAGAACUGUGUCCUCUGGGAAUUGGAAGUGACUUUGAUGUUCGGAUGCCCCCCUCACAGCCAGAGGGUGGACAAACAACAUCUAAUGCUGUGCCCACCACAAUAUCACCCUUAGCUACCAAAGCACCCAAAUCAACAAAUCCCUCUAAAAUCUAUGGGAAUGGGAUUGCCAUCGGCAUACCAGUCGUAAAUGGCAAAAUUGUGUCCUACCAAACGCCAGUCCCUCCCCUUUCUUGUCCACAGCCGUGUGACUGCAAAGCUCAGUCUGCUGACUUUGGCAUUACUGUUACAUGUCAGAAUAAGAAUAUUAACAGUAUAGCAGACCUCAUACCGAAGCCACGAAAUGCCAAAAAGCUGCAUCUCAGUGGUAAUUACAUUAGAGAUAUCAGCCAAGCUGACUUCCAGGGUUUUGAGGGAUUGGAUCUAUUACACUUGGGUAGUAAUCAGAUAGUAACUGUCCCAAGAGGGACAUUUGCAAAUUUGACAAACUUACGUAGGUUGUACCUAAAUGGCAAUCAGCUUGAGCAGCUUCAUCCUGACAUGUUUAUUGGACUUACUAACCUCCAGUAUUUAUACUUGGAAUACAAUGCCAUAAAGGAGGUUUUAGCUGGAACAUUUGACUACAUGCCAAACCUACAACUCUUAUAUUUGAACAAUAAUGUACUCAGGAGCCUUCCUGCUUACAUCUUUGCUAGAGUUUCCCUUGCUAGACUGAGUCUGAAGAAUAAUCACUUCAUGACUCUGCCUGUGAGUGGCGUUCUAGACCAGCUUAGAGCCCUUAUUCAAAUAGAUCUUGAGGGCAAUCCAUGGGAAUGUUCAUGUGAUCUGGUGGCUUUGAAACUGUGGCUGGAGAAACUUAAUCCAGCUGUUAUUGCAAAGGAGGUUAAAUGUGCAUCUCCUGUGCAGUUUUCCAAUAUAGAGCUGCGUGAACUAAAAAAUGAGAUCCUGUGUCCCAAGCUCAUAGCCAGACCACCUUUUAUUCUGACUAGUGCCACACCAGUUGUCACAUCAAUGUCUCCGGCUGGUGUUGGCAAGGCUCCUCCUGGAGGGCCAGUGCCCUUAUCUAUCAUGAUCCUCAGCAUCUUAGUAGUCCUGAUCCUCACUGUAUUUGUUGCAUUCUGCCUUCUGGUCUUUGUACUUAGACGCAACAAAAAGCCAGUAGGGAGACAAGAGGGCCUAGGGAACCAGGAAUGUGGUUCCAUGCAGCUUCAGCUGCGGAGGCACAACCAUAAAGCCAGCAAGAAAGACGACCUGGGUGGGGAAACUUUCAUCCCCCAGACCAUCGAGCACAUGAGCAAAAGCCACACCUGUGGGAUCAGGGACUCAGACGCUGGCUUCAAGUUCGCUGAUUCUCAGAGACAGAAAAUGAUCCUUCGCAACAGUGCUGACAAAGACAAGGACACACUACCCCUGGACCCAAGGAAGAGAUUGAGCACCAUUGAUGAACUGGAUGAGUUCCUGCCAGGCAGAGAAUCUAAUAUGUUCCUUCAUAACUACUUGGAGAACAAAAAAGAUUUCAAUAGUAUAGGGGUAAGUGGAUUUGAGAUUCGUUAUCCUGAGAAACCCCAGGACAAAAAAAUGAAAAAAUCAUUGAUAGGGGGAAACCAUGGUAAGAUAGUGGUUGAGCAGCGGAAAAGUGAGUAUUAUGAACUCAAAGCAAAACUUCAAGGGACCCCUGACUACCUUCAAGUACUAGAAGAACAGACAGCACUGAGUAAAAUGUAG
This is a messenger RNA of Chanos chanos (milkfish), 2499 nucleotides long. RefSeq names its product SLIT and NTRK-like family, member 4 (gene slitrk4). Gene Ontology annotation, cellular component: glutamatergic synapse. Gene Ontology annotation, molecular function: protein binding. The coding region runs from base 1 to 2499 and encodes 832 amino acids. The record is from RefSeq and is a predicted model, not a curated record. Lineage: Eukaryota; Metazoa; Chordata; Actinopteri; Gonorynchiformes; Chanidae. Gene Ontology annotation, biological process: axonogenesis; positive regulation of synapse assembly. The transcript has a single exon.